AGUUCAGAGUAGUAAAUCAUUGUUAAGCACAUGCGAUGCAUAAAAAAGUUUAAACGUAUAACUUAUGAAUCAAUAUUGGCCCAACUAUUCAGAUCGUUGAUCAUUGCUGGAUAAGGAAGUGCUGUUAUUCGGAAAUUCAGUUAAUUUCUUAAAGGUGAGUGUGUGUAUUUUAUAAAUUAUCCCUCGCCAUAAUAGCAAUUCUUAUUGUUUCUUAAGAAGGACAAUGUCAUUUUGUGUGUUUGAUAAGACAGGUACGCUUAUCUUUUGAUAUACUGGUGUCUUUGUGUAAAACCAGGAAGUAAACUUUCGUGAACCAAGUGUAUAUAAAACUCGAUAAGAAGCUAUGUAAUAUUUGUAUUCUGUAUAUUUAAUGCUAAACCAAACACUUCUGUAUUAUACAUUUAUUAUAAUGUAUCUGUAUGGAUUAGCCAUUUGGCUUAAAAAAUAAAUAAAUAAAACGUUCUUGACUAAUUAAGACGACACUAAGCAUAAUAAGAAGUACAUACAAGUAUUGAAAAUGAAUAUAUAAUUAGGGUACCUCAAUAGGCAGUCGUCCUUCUAUAAUCAGCCUGUGUGUGAUUGCGUCCAUUCGUGCAAACGCUUUUGCUAUCCCUUCAACUUUUGUACCAAUUUUUUUUAUAUUGACUUGUAUCACCAUUGGUUACAAAUUAAAUUUGAGUUUGAGCUUUGUUGAUCUAUUUUUGAAAGAGUUAUGGACCUUGAGCUAAACACAUUUUAGGUAUUCAACAGUUUCCUGGACUUGUUUGACUAUCCCAGCAGCUAUUGAAUUGCAAAUUUGAUUAUACAUGGACAUAUAUUAUUGGGUUACAGAUUAAGUUUCGUGUACUUUAAAUAAUGCCACAAAUCGGAGCCCAUUUAUGAUGCAUGCCAUCAAAUUGGUAAUAUCUAUCUCAUUUAUAAGAAACCCUUAUUCAUUUUAUCUCUUUAAAAAUGUUAGUCGGGCAACACUGAAACAAUGAAGCUAUUUUAUGUAUGCAUUGAAAUGACUGUCAUGUGAUAUGAAGCCCUGUUGUUAUUUUUAACUUUUGGCCAACUGUGGAAAAAAUCAUGUAUAUACUGCUUGAAGAACACUGCUCCACACUGUAAUAGCUGAACAAUAUCAGUAUAAUCAGACAUAAUCAUUAUGUUUUGUAUAGACCACAGUGGGAAUGCAGAAUUACUAUAGAUACUUUAAUUGUCAGCAAUGGGGAAAAAAAUCCCUACGAAGAGUCAUUUAGUAACUUUAGAGACGAAAUGAUAUGUGCUUACGAUGUUUAAUCGGUGUUUCGUCUAUAUAUAGUAAUCUUUCAUACAUGUAACUACUCCGACUCAUAUUCGCGGAAAUGGAUUUUGUAUGAACUGUGUUCUAUUUUUGUUUUCUUUUUAAAUAACAUGUUACUGUAUCAGCUCUCAUCUGAAAUUUGAUGCACUAUAGUAUAGAAAUCUCUCUGACCUAGGUAGCGCAUAGAUGAAAACCGUUUUAAUCUUACAAAGCUAUAUACAUGUAUAAGGUAUGACGAAGAAUUCAAGUUUGGAAAAAAAAAUCAGACGGGUGUACACAUACUUAUUCAUUUACAUGUGCAGCGUGCACAAAGUGCAUGUAAAUAAAGUUUCACUAGAACUAAAACCAUUUUGAGAUAAUUCUACUAACAAUUUUACAUCCCUUUAAGACAAACUAGGAAGAGCAACAUAACAAGAUAUUUGAACAUUCCAUGGAAUCAGUUCGAAAUACAACGUACUGAAGUCGUAAAUCCUCGUCAAGAAUUUAUUUUUUAAAAUUGGUUUUUGUACACAUAAUAAAGUAUAAGAAUAUAACAAGAAUUUAUGAUUCAUGUGUGGUGUUUUUUUUUUAUUAGUAAGAGAUGUAUUUGUCGUAAUGCAGUUUGUGCACAUGUCAGGAGGAAAUGUAUACUCAGCAACACGCCACUAAUUAAUAACUCCAAGAUACAAUGUGUUAGAGACACGUUAUGGAUACUUGUAAUAUUUAGUUUUAUACAGAAAGGUUAUCAGAAAAAAGCAUGGAGCUACUAAGUCAACAUAUUCUUUAACAUAUCGAGAUACGAACUCAACUUUUGUCCUGAUCGGCGAUUUCCGGACAAUCAUCUCCAGUCCUGUUUCAGAAAUUCACAUUCGACCAGAGUAUCUAUUUUUGUAUAUAACCGGUUAUUUAAAAUGAUGAGGUAAUGAUAUACUUAGUGUGUUUCUUCCACGGAGAUCAAUUUAAAAAAAAUAAAUUUAUGAUCAAUCUGCAUAUUUUCAAUGACGAUUCUAUGGAAACUACGGAGAUCAAAAUUUUUGAAUUGGGGAUCAAUCUUCACAUUUUCAACGACGACUCGAUGGAAACCAAGAUUUAUUCAUGAACCAGUAAAGACUACGAUUCAUUGAAGACUAACAUCAGUACACACUAGGACUCAGUGAAGGUUAAUAUUCAUUGGUGACUCAGUGGGAACUAAGGUUUAUUUUUCAUUCAUGAUUCACUGGAAAUCAAGUAUUAUCCAUGGCUUAGUGGAGACUAAAUAAGGUUUAUUCAUGAUUCGAUGGAAAUCAACUUACUUUGUAUAAAUAGGACUGCAGCGAAAACACCAUAUUCCUAUACAACUUGUACAUGUACAGUGAUCGUGUUUCUAUUUAUACGCUUCUCUUCUAAACCUGCAUAUAGGAAGAAAUUUGUUUCUUGCUUCACCGAAACAGAUAAAUGUAUUGAUGACGAGGGGCGUGGUCUACAAUCUAAAAGGUGAUGGAUCCGUUUUCAAACCAGGAUCCUUGGGACAAUACCGAAAUGACAGCACAGAAUUAUUACACAAGUGGAGAAGGAGACUUUGAUUGGAACGAUCUGGAAAAUAUCCCUUUUUCUGCGACCUUUGACAACGAAACAUGGAACAAUACUCAUCAGGCAUUGCCUCAUGAUGAACCGAGAGAUCAAGGAAUUGAAGACAUGAUCGACAAUUUGCCGUAUACAGCACCGGUAUUUUACAGAAACGACGAAUAUAGCGACAUUUCUUUAUCUCCACCGACUAUUCAACACUACGAAGAAACCGACAGAAAUCUGCCACCAAAGAAAAGAAGAAGAGUACACGAAACUGAUUUCAGCACGGAAUGUGCACCUUAUAUUAACUUGAACCCACAGUUCCCAGAGGACGUUGUUACCAGUCAUAUACCGAAUCAGGACUUCAUACGAUACUGCACCGUGAGACCGGUGAUUGUAGGGAUGGGAAAUUUCCGCGGAGAGGUUGAAGCAGGAGAGGAGGUGUUCUUGAUUAAGGAUGGUUCCAGUAAAACCUCACUAGUGAUCACCAACAAAUAUGGCAUAGAGGUUGGAUACUUGAAAUCUGAUGUCGCCACUGUUCUCUCACCGUUAAGGGACAGGAAAGUCAUAGGAAUUGAGGGGACUGCUGUACAUGGCAGUAAGAAUGCCCUGCUUAACAGCAUUGGUGUUGAUCUAAACAUAUUUGGAAAGGAGGACCAUAAAAUAUCUACUUUGAAAAAAAUAAUCGACAUCGGGGUGCCAGUAAAAGUUGACAUUGGUCCAUCAGAUUCAAAAGAAGAAAUCUCGAAAAUCCUUGGCUGCGAGGAAAAAUCAGAUGUGUAUUUUGACGAAAACCAUUUCUUAAACAUGAAGGAGGAAGCAGACACAGUCAACACAAUAUUUGAAAAUUUGACAGAAGACGAUAAACAGACGCCGGCAGAGCCAUCAAAGGAAAUUAUAACACCACUGCAUGUACAUCAGAAACAAGCCCUUCACUGGAUGAUGAUGAAAGAGAAAGGAGACCAACUGCCACCUUUCUGGGAGUUGAAAGCUGAUGUUUACCAUAAUAACAUCACAUAUCAGAAACAGACUACAAAACCUCGCAGCAUCAAAGGAGGAAUUCUUGCUGAUGAGAUGGGAUUGGGGAAAACACUCACAGUAAUUUCCCUAAUUGUGACGAAUCCAAAGAAAUCCACCCACCCUCUCGAUAAAGUCAGUGAGUCGAGGAAAAACGGGAAGGAAGACAUUGAAGCGGUGGAACAAAAAGAUGAGCAUCAGCACUCUGACACGGAGAGGCAAACACAAUAUACGAAUGCAUCCAGCGAUACAGAGGAACCGUCGGAGGAGGAAGAUGUUCAGUCUGACCACGAGGUGCGUGCUCAAGAUGAAGUCACAGACUGUAAAUCGGAGGAGCAUAGUGAAGGUGGUGAUGUUUGUUCUGAAUCUGAAGAUCAGGGUAAAAAUAGUAAUUUUUGCUCUGCAUCAAAGGAGCAGGAUAAAAAUAGUGAUCUUAAUUCUAACCUGGAUGAGUUGUCGAACGAUACAGAUGUAUUCUCUGAUACUGGAAAAAGAAAGAGAAAUGAAGAAGUAUCUCCGAAUACCGAAGAUGUGACAGAUGAUGAUCAUUCAUCUCUUCAGAAUGAUGAGUCAUCUGUUUUAGAACCAGUAAAAUCCCAGGAAAAAGCAAAGUACACACAUCAAACAGGAGAUUUAGAAGAAGUGGAGAUGAAAGCCACCAAUGAUGCAGAGAAAUUACUGAAGAGAAAAAAGAGAAAGAAAAGGAAGAAAUCUUCAAAAACUACACUUAUUGUAGCACCCCUGUCUGUCAUCAAUGUAUGGCAGACCCAAAUUACUCAGCAUGUUGAUCCGAUGCAUCCACUGAGAGUGUCCACUUUCCAUGGCAGGAACAGAUCAGAGGUGUCUGUUCUCACCGAAAAUGAUAUUGUUAUUACAUCGUACGACACACUGAGGAUAGAUGCUAAGACGCAACGCACUCUACAACAGGUGAAAUGGUUCCGAGUAGUACUGGACGAAGGGCACAAAAUAAAGAAUCCUUCCUCUAAACAAACUCAGGCUAUCAACAGCCUCCACUCAGAAAGAAGAUGGAUUUUAACAGGUACCCCCAUUCAGAACAAGAUUGAGGAGUUAUGGUCUCUCACAUCAUUUCUCAAAAUCGACACCUUUACUGAUAUCAAUCAGUGGAAGAAAAUUAUAGUGGAUCCUCUUGUGUAUGGGGACGGGGAUGCCAAGACGCGCGUGUUUCAUCUGGUGAACUUUAUUGCACUGAGAAGAACAAAAACGUCCACUAUAAACGGAGAGAAAAUCAUAUCCUUACCUACGAAAAGGAUAUAUGAAAGAGUGUUAGUGUUUUCUGAUAAGGAACGGGAGAUUUACGGAGAAUUUGACAGAGGUUGCAAACAACUCAUUCGUCGACUCAUUGAUGAGAGGAGACACCUCCAGGAAAUUGGAAUAUUUUAUGCAGCUUUAGUACGAUUACGACAGCUAUGCUGUCACCCAGAAAUUAUUCCCCGCAAAGCCAAAGUUGGCAAAGUUAAGUUGGCUAGGUCUCUCACAGACUUUGACUCCACACAAUCAUCGGUGGAGAAGCUAGCGUCCUUACUACGACUAUCUGAAAAUGACUGCUGUAGUAUUUGUUUAGAAGAAAUCUGUGUUAAAGAAGGCAUGAAGGCACCUGUUAUAACGGACUGCGAUCAUGUUUUCUGCAAAGUAUGUAUUCUUGAGGUGAUUCAACAGCAUGGGGCUUGUCCGAACUGUCGUGGGGGACUGACAAUGAACUCGAUAACGGAAUGCCCUCCUGAGCAACUCGCUCUUCGAUUAGGAAGGCCUGAAUUAGAUAAAUCGGUGUUCAGUACAAAGACAACAGCAUUGAUGAAUGAUCUACUGCAUUUAAGAGAGAAUUGCCCGGAUGUUAAGAGUGUAAUUGUUUCGGAAUUCACUACUCUUUUGGAUGUGAUUGAGGAACCAUUAAAGAAUUCAAAUUUCCGAUUCGUUCGUCUGGAUGGUAAGAUGACUCAGAAAGCCAGAGCAAAAAGUAUUAAAGUAUUUUCAAGCUCAGAAGCUGACUCGCCAACAGUGAUGUUGCUGUCGCUGAAGGCAGGAGGAGAGGGCAUCAGUUUGAUAGCAGCUUCACAUAUGUUUCUCCUAACUCCGCAUUGGAAUCCGUCUACCGAGGAUCAAUGUUUUGACAGGUGUCACAGAAUUGGUCAAACAAAAGAUGUCACAGUAAUAAAGUACGUGGUCAAAGAUACCAUAGAAGAAAGAAUACUCAGUCUUCAAAAGCAAAAGAAGAAACUUAUGGAGUGUGCUUUUAACAACAAUAAAGAAAAGCCUGAAAAAUUAGGAAUUGAUGAGAUUAUGACAUUACUGAACAUACCUUGUUAUGGGGAGUAAUCUGUAAUGGACUCAUUUAUCAAUUCCAAGUAAUUGUCAUGCAAAUACAUUACUUUCAUAAAAUUGUAAGUAAUGACCAAUACUUUUCAAUCAAAACGAUUCUAGCCUACCCAGGAUCCGCUCCUGUAGAUUUACUUUUCAGCAUUGCAAGCAAAGAUUUAAGGUCAGAGCUCACGAUUAUGAAAUGCACCUCUGAUGUGUAAAAUUCCUAGAUAUAUUUACAAUUUGACUUCAAGGAUGAUAAAUUAUGUGUUGAUAUUUCGUUUUUGUAAUGUGUGAUGUAUUUCAUUACUUACGCAUAGUAAUUGUAAUUUAUGAAUUACUUUUCUGUGAAAGUAAUGGUAUCUAUAAUGGGAAUAAAAUAUUAUAGUCUUAAAGGGAAAGGCAACCCAAUUUUUUACAUGAUAAAAAUGAUACGAUUAAUUAUAUGAUAAAGAUUUGUCAUACUAUUCUUUUGAUAUACGACCUAGAUAAGCUUCAGUACUAAUUUUAAAACGUUAAAAAAUUGAAAUUCCCGCCAUCUAUAGAGGCUGCCAUGAUGCUGAACUCUUUUAUAUUCAAGAUCACAAAAAUCAAUAAUUUUGACGUCACCCCGUCUAUUCCGGUUUUGAUGAGAUUCUAUGAUCAUCAAAGAUGUGCAUGUGGUAGAUUUUACGAAUACAUUGUAAAUAUGUGGAUGCCUUCCUGUCAAGCAGUUAAUUACACUAAUGCGAAGGGGAGAUGUGAAAAAAGUCCCCCCCCCCGAAAUAUAUUGACUCAACAAAGUUAUUUGAAAAGAAAAUACUAUGUAAACUGUGGAUCCAUCAUUUGCGUAAUGACAAGUUGAGGUUUGAGACAUUCACAUGUAUGAAGAAACGAGUACCAUCUUCCUGGUCUGCGACUCGACUGAACGUCUUGUUUUCUUAAAUUCUUCUUGCGAAAAUCUAUACUGCUCCAAACUUAACUGUUCGUGACUUGUCAUGUUUACAGUGCUGGUGAUGAAAUAAACCGGAACCGACGGUGUGACGGUGUGACGUAAUGAAUUAAACUUCAAUGGCGAGUAAUUUGAAAUAUAAGAUAGAUUAAUAUUGAUUUAAUUGUUAAGCAAGGAUUUUUGUUAUUAAAGACUGUCAUUAACGAUAUCAAUGUGGUUAGGAUUGCCUUUCCCUUUAAUUUAAUGCAUUACCUUUUAAAGUAAUUGCCCCAUGUCUGAAAUAUAUAAUGCAUUUUUUUUUCAAUAAUUUCAAAUAAUACAAACAUGAUAUUCAGAUUUUUUAUCUUGAUAUACAAAUUUCGAUAUUACAAAAUGAUAUUCCUUCCAAAUCAUGCCGUCAGUUCCUUAAACUCAUUCACUAACAAAGGAAUAUAAACAACAUUCAUUGUCAUAAACAAGUUCAGUCUUGCAUUCCAGCACAUUUCAAGUUCAAGUCUACACCCUGUAUUUCCAAUAAAUAUACUUCCAGUUUAGCAUCGUGUGCUAAAUGUGAAACGAAGAACUUAAUACCUUGUCAGAGUGGAUGAAAUGCGAUACACAAGGAAUACAGUUGCUUCUUUAAAAAAAUGGAAAAAGGAAAUAUUCAUAUCUGUUGACCAGUCAUCCAAAAACUUACUUUGUUAAACAUCACUCUGAUUCCACGCACAAGUACUCUGAAGUUGAAAUAAAAAAUAUGCUAGAGUUCCUCAUUGACAAUAUCUUCAUGGUCUUUGGUGAUCAGGUCUUCCAACAGUCUGUUGGAAUUCCCAUGGGCACGAAUUGUGCUCCUCUAUUAGCUGACCUGUUUCUAUAUUCAUAUGAAGCAGAAUUUAUUCAAAAACUUCUACGUGAGAAGAAAAAUCUCUUGCGGUGGCCUUCAAUUCGACAUUUAGAUCUAUCGACGACGUUUUGUCUAUUAACAAUAAUAACUUUCAUUCAUAUGUCGAUUCGAUAUGUCCCUGUGAGCUUGAAAUAAAAGACACUACAGAGUCGUCCACUUCAGCUUCAUACUUAGAUAUUUUAUUGAAAGUAGACAUUAACAGCAAACUGACAACUCAACUGUAUGACAAAAAGGAUGAUUUCAGUUUCUUAAUUGUCAAUGUCUCAUAUUUAUGUAGCAAUAAUCCAUUAUCACCUGUAUGUGUUGUUGAUAUCUCUCUACUGAUUCGAUACGGAAGAGUUUGUUCUGCGUAUAGUCAGUUUUUAAAUUGAGGCAAGCUAUUGACAAACAAGUUGAUGGUACAGGGGUUUCAACUGUCUCGAUUGAUGUCAUCAUUUCGCAACUUCUAUGAUCGUUAUAACGAUCUAGAUCGUCAAUACAACCUAUCAUUGGGUCAAAUGCUGUCUGGGGUGUUUCAUACCGAUUGUUAGGCCGUUCUUGGCACACUGAUGUUGACUACGGAUAACUCCGUUUACCUGAUCAGGAUAUAGGGCUCACGGCGGAUGUGACCGGUCGACAGGGGAUGCUUACUCCUCCUAGGCACCUGAUUCCACCUCUGGUGUGUCCAGGGGUCCGUGUUUGCCCAACUAUCUAUUUUGAUUUGCUUAUAGGAGUUAUGAGAUUGAUCACUUCGUUAUCUUCACCUUUCAUGAUAGAGUUGGACAAAUACGACCCUUUGACAUACCAGAGGUGGGAUCAGAUGCCUAGGAAAAAUAAGCAUCCCCUGUCAACCGGUCAUACUCACUCUGAGCUGUAUGUUUUGAUCAGGCAAACGUAGUAAUCCGUACCGUAGUCAAGAUCAGUGUGCCAAGAACGGCCUAGCAAUUGGUAUGAAACACGUCAAACAGCAUUUGACCCAAUGAUAAGUUAUAUGGGCAAAUCAGAUCAUUACAACGACCAUCAAAGGAUAAAAAGAACCCCGUUUUAGACGCAUCAAAACAAAAGUGUAAACCAUAUAUCCUUCUGUGUAUAGUAAACCAGAAAUGAUCAAAGAAUUAGAUCGGUAAUAUGAAGAAUGUGUUUUGGUUCCAGCAGACAAGGCUUAUAUCAACAUUGUCUUGUAAAGCUCAUUAUUACAACUGUAUCUUUAACGAUCUUGCCCUACAUUUCAUGAUUAAAGUACAAAAGAUGAAAUUCUUCAACAUCAAGCAUCAGUUUUAAACAUUUGAUAUCCCAGUCAAUGGGCCAGAUGAAUGAGAGUUGCCAUAUCUAUACUGGAUUCCUAAACUUAAAAAAAAAACCUUACAAACAAAGAUACAUUCCUAGAUUCACUAAAUGGUCUGCCAAGCCUCUAUCUUUUCUCCUCAGAAAAAUAUUAACAGAUGUGAAGGAGAAACUUCAAGUGUCUAGUGCCACAUUAUAUACCAGAAGUGGGGCAAAUCAAAUGUGGAUUCUAAACCAUUCUAAAGAACUUCUAGUUAAUUUGAAAUCACAAAACUUUUUUCAUAUCAACAUCAAAACGUAUUACUUUUGAACACUUUACACGACCAUUCCUUACGAUAAAUUAAAGACUAGUGCAUUUUUGAAAUUAUAGACAGUUGCUUAGUCAACCAAAAUGUAAGAAAGGAAAUAUUCAUUCUAAAAAACUUUUAUUACACUUGAAAUCGCAAAAUUUUUCUGAAAUUAACAACAUACAAACGCAUGGCUUUUCAACACUUUACACGACCAUUCCUCACGAUGAAUUAAAGACUAGACUUUUUGACAUCAUAGACAGUUGCUUCUUCAACAGAAAUAGAAAACGCAAAUAUUCCUAUCUAGUGAUCAGUCAUCCAAAAAAAUAUUUUGUUAAACGCCACUCUGCUUCCACGCGCAAGUACUCUGAAGUUGAAAUAAAAAUACACUGGACGUCCUCAUUGACAAUAUCUUCGUGGUUUUUAUUGAUCAGGUCUUCCGACAGUCUGUUGGAAUCCCAUGGACACGAAUUGUGCUCCUUUCUUGGCUGACAUGUAUUUAUAUUCCUAUAAAACAGAAUUUAUUCAAAAACUUCUACGUGAGAAGAAAAAAAUAUCUUGCUCUGACCUUCAAUUCAACAUUUAAAUAUAUCGACGACGUUUUAUCUAUUAACAAUAAUUUUAUUGAUUCGAUUCGAUACACUGUAUAUCACAGCGAACUUGAAAUAAAAGAAACCACAGAGUCGACCACUGCUUCCCACUUAGAUAUUUUAUUGAAAGUAGAUAUUAACGGCAAAUUAACAACUCAACUUUAUGUUAAACGGAAUGAUUUCAACUUCUCCUUCGUCAGCUUCCCAUAUUUAUAUAGCAUUAUUCCAUUAUCACCUGCAUAUGGUGUUUAUAUCUCUCAACUGAUUGGAUACGCAAGAGCUUGUUCUACUUAUGUUGAGUUUUUAAAUUGAAGCAGGCUACUGACAGGCUACUGACAAAUAAAUUGAUGGUGCAGGAGUUCCGACAGUCUCGUUUAAAGUCAACAUCUCGCAAAUUCUAUGGUCUUUAUAAUGAUCUAGUUUUCCGAUACACCUAUCAUUGGGUCAAAUACUGUCAGAUGUGUUCCAUACCGAUUAUGAGGCCGUUCUUGGCAGACUGAUUUUGACUACUGAUAACUCCUUUUACGUGAUCAAAAUAUAGGGCUCACGGCGGGUGUGGCCGGUCGACAAGGAAUACUUACUACUGCUAGGCACCUGAUCCCACCUUUGGUAUAUCCAGGGGUCCAUGUUUACUCAACUGUCUUUUUUGUAUUUCUUAUAGGAGUUAUCUUCACAUUUAGAUAUAUCUACAAUGUACUACAUUUAUGUAUAUUAAUAAUGAUCAUUUUCAAUCAUAUGUCGAUACUUUACCAAAAUCAGACAAAUCUUUAGACCAGGUUAUAACAGCACUUCAAGAUGACAAUAGAUCUCUGAUUAAAUGGUUCUCCUCAAACAAAAUGCAGGCAAACCCAAAAAAGUUUCAAGCUAUAUCUAUUGGCAACAAAACACAAAAGGAAAGCAUCUUUGAUCUAAAUGGAAUGAAAAUUUAUUGUGAUGAUGAGAUAAAACUAUUGGUUAUCACCAUUGAUUUGAAGCUUUCUUUCAACACACAUAUCACCAAUAUUUGCAAAAAGGCAGCAAGGGAAUUAAAGGUUCUUAAACGGAUAGGCAAACAUUUAAGCAAAUUAGUCAAAUUAACAAUAUUUCAUUCAUUUAUUAUGUCCAAUUUUAGUUAUUGUCAAUUGACAUGACACUUCUGCACUUAACAAAACACCCGCAAAAUUGAAAAGAUACUGGAAAGAGCUUUUAGGAUUUAUUUAUGAUGAUUACAAAAGCACGUAUGAAAAUUCAUUAAAUCAAUCAAAAUUACCAUAAUUGAAAACCAGGAGAAUGCGAACAAUAGCUCUUUUAAACUUAUUCACAAAAUUAUCCCAGUUUUCCUGCAAGAUUUAGUUGUCGUAAAAACCAUUCAUACAAUUUUAGAUAUACGAAUACAGCUGAAAUACCCAAAUCAAGAUCAACCAGGUAUGGGAUUAAAUCUUUCACAUAUUAGGCAGCAAAGCUCUGGAACUCUUUGUAUAUAAUGUCAGAAAUUUCUCAACAUACAGCCAGUUUUCAAAUUAUGUCUUAAAUUGGUAUGGGGGAGUAAAUUGUAAAUGUAGGUCAUGCAGACUCCAGCCUCUCCUGCCUACAUCUUGAAUUUGUGAUCUAAACUAUUAUUGUUACCCGUUAAAUUUUACUAUUCCAACUGUGUUGGUGCUGUGUGUAUUACCCCUGAUUCUUUUAUAUGUACCUGUGUUUUAUAUAUUCCCUGUAUAUCUAUGCAUGUUUUAUGUUUCUGUAUCUGUGUUUUAGUAAGUCCCUUUAUAUUUAUGCAUGUUUUUUGUUUCCCAACUGCAUUAGUGUUUUGCUUCUUACCUUUUUUUACCCUUGAUUUUUCUAUAUAUGUAUGUGGGUUUUCUUUUGUUCAUAUAGUAUGUGUUUUUUAUUUAUUUAAAAAUGUGUUUGUUUUAUGACUGUAUGUAUAUAUACCAUUUGUGUUAUGUGUUGCUUAAAGAGCAGUUUGGCUCAUGUUACUUGUUUAUUGUAAAUAGUUCCGACUUUAAAUAAAAAUUACUAACUUGC
Messenger RNA from Ostrea edulis (European flat oyster), 12094 nucleotides. Its product is annotated as helicase-like transcription factor. The record is from RefSeq and is a predicted model, not a curated record. The transcript is spliced from 23 exons. Gene Ontology annotation, molecular function: ATP binding; ATP-dependent chromatin remodeler activity. Lineage: Eukaryota; Metazoa; Mollusca; Bivalvia; Ostreida; Ostreidae. The coding region runs from base 2738 to 6157 and encodes 1139 amino acids.